Molecule: messenger RNA, 11547 nt
Organism: Coregonus sp. 'balchen'
Lineage: Eukaryota; Metazoa; Chordata; Actinopteri; Salmoniformes; Salmonidae
Source: the annotation of a GenBank genome assembly
AUGAAGGGAAAGAGGAGAGUUAGUGUCGGUGAGUUAUUAAAAUCAUCAUCAACAAUGUUUUUAUAGCAAAAAUAAUCAUUGGAAAAUUUGUUAUUUAGCUACUUGGUUGCCUUAUUCAUAAGCUUGUCCAACGACUGUUUUAUUAGAUAACCCUAAAGUAACAAUACAUAUCCUAGCCUAUAUAUUCCCCAAAUAUAUUUUAAAAUAAAAUAAAAUAAUUCAGUCUAGCUAAUUAUUUUGUAAAAUGUAAAUGUUGCACAAAACUAUAUGCUGCAUUUUAUACAUUCCCAUAGUCGCAAUUGACCCAAUAUCAUCCAUCUGCUGCGCAUAAUUUUGCAGUUUUGUGUGCUUCAAAAGUACAUUUUCUUUGUCUUAAUCUGAAAGAAAAACAUUGCAACAAAUUGAUGAAUCUACGCCUUGAUUAGCUAUUAUAAAGUAAUUUGGUUUUCGUUGAUUUGGUUCUCUGUUUCUCCAGCUGCGCUCCUGUUGCUGUGCGCUCUUUGUGAUGGAGACGAGUUGCAGCCUCAGCGAGACCCACCUCGAGCGUACUGUAUCACCACCAGCCUGACGGUAGGUGCCUAAACUGAUCGUAACUGUGCAUCCGUGGGAUUAAUGGACCAAACUGACCGGUCACUUACUGUAAGCCUAAAUGAUCAAUCAGAUUUUGAAAAUACCUGUGUCCUGUCCCCGCUUGCUUCGGUUCCUCUUUCAUUACUUAUUAAAGUGAAAGGUUGGUAGUCUGUGGCUGAGUCCCACUUUUGAGAUCAACCUCACAAACAGUAAACCUGUUUGUUUGUCAGCUCAUGUGCAUUUAUCUUUGAGAUUUUUCUAGUGGUGGGCUGUGUGGCCUAAUGUCACUUCACAUUGCAUUGCAGAAGGAUGCUGGAUUGCUCUGAUCAUAUAUUGUGUAGGUCUGUGAUAAUAAAAGUGAAAUUCUGCAGUCCUAACAUAACUCUGAAAAGCAGAUAUAUUUCUGCUCUGACCUCAAGGUCAAAGGAAUAACAAUGCAUAAGAGAGGAAGGUGUAAACUCACAGUUAGUGGUGUUGAUAUAGCACCACACCACACUAGGCUGCUGAGGGGAGAAUGGAAUGGAUCGUGGAAACCAUGUGUUUGAUGUAUUUAAUACCAUUCCAGUAAUUCCGCUCCAGUCAUUACCACGAGCCCGUUCUCCUCAAUUAAGCUGCCACCAACCUCCUUGGCACCACACCUACUAGCCUAUCUGUUUCUGUCAUAUACUGUGGAAAAAGGCGUCAGAACACAUGCUUAUAGAUGCAGUCCUCUAAAUGUGUCCUAGACUCAGAGAACAAAAGCACAACUGCUAUUUUAAUAGAAAGUCAAGAAAUGUAGAAUUUACAUUCUCGCCAGGCUUCUCGUACUUUCCAAAUGUAAAACAAAGUUCGAUGAAUGUCUGACAUCUGUGUUUGAACAACUUCAUGAAUAUUAUGAAUACUGAUCUCUAUUCACCUCAAAGGCCACCUCAUUAACCUCCCGAGUGGCGCAGUGGUCUAAGGCACUUCAUUGCAGUGCUAGCUGUGCCACUAGAGAUCCUGGUUUGAAUCCAGGCUCUGUCGUAGCCGGCCGUGACCAGGAGACCCAUGGGGUGGGGCACAAUUGUCCCAGGGGAGGGAAUGGCCGGCAGGGAUGUAGAGCAUGGUGUUUGCAACGCCAGGGUUGUUGGUUUGAUUCCCAUGGGGGGCCAGUAUAAUAAUGUAUGUACUCACUAACUGUAAGUUGCUCUGGAUAAGAGUGUCUGCUAAAUGACUAAAAUGUUACAGCUGAUCAUCCUCUCUGACUCUCUCUCCCUGACAUGGUGACACUUUGUUCUGUUUUCCAGGAUGUGUGGUGUACUCUGUCUGAAGCCCAUCUGAAUGGUUCUGGUCCUACCAGACUAGAGGUCCCUGCUGGGCAGAGCCUCCAUAUCAUCAUGCAAAGCCUCCCAGGAGACCCUGUCUGCAGCUGGAGCCAUGGAGCUGGCCCAAUAAGGUAGGUAGGUGUGUGUGUGUGUGUGUGCGUUUGUCUUUGUUGUGUUACCCGGCGCCGCAAGGCCACUGUGUCGUUGUAUCAUUAUUGCACCAACAGAGGGGGCUAUUCUAUGGCCAUACCACAGACAUCUGUGAGUGAUUCUGGAGAGUACUCCUUCAGCUGUGUGAGAGGCGGCAUCAUCUCCUCCCUGACGCUCUCUCUACUGGUUGGACCUCCACUGAGUGAGUGACAGACCCAUGUUCUUUUCUAAACCACUAAUAUGACAUCAGAUUCUGAUCUACACCACAUUAAAGUCAAAUAACAUCUAUAUCAUCAUCAUGAUUCUGAACCACAUUGAAAUUCCUAGCUAUGGUUCAUUCUCCCAUUGGUUACCUCCAGGAUGUCCCUCAAAGCCACAUCUGAAAUAUAUCCCUGGGGGAAGAGGCUUUUUACCUAACUUCCAGUGUUCUUCAGAGGGAAACCCCAAGCCAGAAAUCAAAUGGUUCAAUAACCUUGACAAGACUGGGUAAACUGUGGUGAAAAUAAUAUAGAAUCUUAAAGGAGUUUCUUCAGGGUUUUGACAUGAGUUUCAUGUGUAGGACCUCUUCAAGGAUGGCUACAUGCUUUACUUUCUCCUCCUCUCCAUCAGAAAGGGUAGUCAUGGGAAUGAGACAUCUAAGGAUUCAGAGAGGUCCAACAACACAGAGGGAAGUAAACUAUACAGCAAGACAACAGUUAUGUGCUGUGCUACUAACCCCAAAGGAGAGGAGUGUUCUCAACUUUAUGACUAUGGUUAGUAUUAUUGUAAAAGUGUAAACACAAUGCCCAAAAAAACAAAAUGGAAUUAAAGGCACUCAGUACUGAUUGAUGUGUGGUCUGUUGGCUUCCUGUGUGUGUCUCAGACUUGGACCGCAGCCGUAGUGUGGAUGAUGAUGAUGAUGAUGAAGCUCCAGAGAUCACUCUGAGCCCGGGUCAGGCCCUGCUGCUCCGCUGUAGGGAGAGAGCCAGCACCACACAGUGGCUGACUGAUAAACAGGAACAGGUCAACUUUAUCACUCAUUCAUCAACCUUUUAUUUCCACUGUUGAAAACAUAUGACCAGAACCAUUUCACUUUUCUCUCCAUGACUUGUUCACUGUAUUUGAGAUAAUGCAGUCUACCAUCUUUUCCUCCAGGUGUCGACAUAUCGACUAUCAUAUAAAGGAAUAGAUAUGACUUACCUGUUCAUUGCGUCGGUGAGAGUGAACCACAGUGGCAUCUACACCUGCCGGAGUGACAAGAACAAGAUCAAGUACACCCACAUCCGGGUCCUGGGUCAGUGAGAGGCAACAACACUGAAUCCUCUUUGUACCUUUUCUUUUCAGUCAAACAUUCCCUUGCCCUUUUUUUAAAUGUCUAUCUUUACUUGGUCUUUACUCAUCUGUCAGAUACUUUCUUGUCAUCUGUCCUGAUUCUCUCCCUACCACCACCACCUACCUGUUUUUUUCUCUCCCAAAAUUGGAUUUCCAAGUGAUUUCCGUGUGAUUUCUGGUGUUGUGUGUCCUCAGAGAAGGGCUUCAUUUCCAUCGACCAGCUGAAUGAGAGCAGUACCAUCUCAGCCCAGGAGAAGCCAGGGUUCUGUCUGCGGGCCCUGGUCUCCUCACACCCUCGCCUACGCUGCCAUUGGCUGGGCCCGGGCGGCAUACAGACGCAGUGCCCUGAACCCACACGGCUGUGGAAGAACAGGUAGGGUAAGGCUGGUGGUCUCUGUGUGGGCUUCCUGAGACUUAAUUUAAUCUAGGACAUACUGCCAUAUCCAUGUUCUAUUUGGUGUUUCUGUUGCAGUUUUAUAAAGCUUUACUAAAGGUCUAUCUACGAGGUUUGAUGAGGUUACGUUUGGUUCAAUAAGGUUUAACACGAUUCCAUAUGGUUCUGUCCCCCCCCCUCAGGACUCUGGAGCUAUGUAACCCUGAGCCAGGAGACUACCAGUUACACCUGGAGACUGGGGAGCUGAACCUCACAAAGACCCUCUCUCUCUGUGUGGCAAGUGAGUGACAGCCGACUGCCCAGUCAGAUAAGACUUGUGAUUGUGUGCAUGACUCCUCAGUAAGACACCUGUCCUCACCUGUCCUCCUCCUCUGUCUCUCAGAUAUGUCCACCCCCAUUCUCUUCCAGAAAGAAGACAACAUCACCUGUAAGACCGAAAGCCCCCUCCCCUUCAACCUCACCUGGAGGUUGUGCUCUCUGUCCAAUGACAGGUACCUGUAGAUUUAGGCCCGAGUUUCUCAUGUUAGGAUUCAGCUCUAUAUCUUAACACUAGUGGUGGGCACCAAUAUCGAUAUGAUAUCGAUAUCAUUUGAAAUCGACAUAAGCAAGGCAUAUCUUGAUAUUGGUUAUUGUUCCUGUUAACCUACCCAGCUAGCACAUAACGUUCUAAGAACCAUAUGUUUCUUAGAGCUUGGUGAGAGUGUGGUUGUCCUAUAGUUAUUUUGCAUACAACCUUCCCACAAAGUUCUGGGAAUGCAGGAUUUCCAGCUAGCACAUAAUGUUCUGAGAACCACAUUUUUCUUAAGUGGCAAUUUCAUGGUUCUAUUUAAAGUAAUGUUCUCAGAACGUUCAGAGAACAUUAAGAAACAACGUUCUUCUGUGGAAAUUUCAGUACUUCAGCAUAACGGUUUCUGCAGGAUUCGUCAUGGUUCUAUUUAAAGUAAUGUUCUAAGAACAUUAAGCAAACGUUUCAUAAAAACACAAGAAAACAUGAGUAACGUUCUAAGAACAUUCUAGGAAUGUUAUUUAAAAACAUAUACAUUCCAUUCUCAGCGUCAACAAAACUUUCUCUCAAUCCUUUGUCUUGUUAAGUGUGUUCAGGUGCACCCACUAUUUGGCCGCACCUGAUCUUAAUGAGUGCUUGUUUAAAUGGGGUUUGUUUAAAUAGACUAAAAUGAACAGCUUUGUAUUAGUUAAAAAAAACAUGGCACGCUAGCUCCAUCCUGGUGGCAUAGUCGACUAAUUCCAUGGAUAGAAAACAGGAGAUCAUAGGUUCAAAUAUUACUGACGUCGUGCCACAAUAAAAAAGAAAUGUGUUUGCAUGAUUAAUGCCUAAGCAAAUUAAUUUCCAUGUGUCCAAUCUUUGCUUGGAGUUCAAAACCAUUAACCUAAGCUAGCAGUGUUAUUAAAAGUCUUAUUGAAACAUGUUCUCAGAACGUUAAUUAAUUAUCUUCAAAUAACCUAUAAUUUCCGUUCUCAGAACGUUAAUAAAACCUCCCAGGAAAACUUUCAGGGAACCAUAGUAAAACGUUCUCUGGAACCUACUUUCCCACAACUUCCAAGGAACCAAAUGUGCUAGCUAGGUAUUUGCUUACUUACUUACUUACUUACUUAGUCCUCUUCAUUCCUAUUUGGAACAUAAUGCUUCCACAAGAGAGCGCCACUUCUGCUGGUCUUCUGCCUUUUGGGGGAUGGUUUUCCAUGAUAGGCCACUGUUCUUCAUCUCUUUCUCCACGCUUCCUUUUGUUAACCUACACUAUUAUGUAAAAAGUAUACAUGACUGUUCCUGCAAUGCUCUUACAGACUCUCAAUUUAGCAUAAGCCUACUUAAAUGCCUGCUGAUUGGCCAUCAACAGGGUUCCCAUUGUAUUCAACUGUAGGUUAGGCCCCAAGAACAUUCACACUUGGCCCAAUGGUCAAUCAGCAAAAAGUUGUCUGAACUGCAUAAAGCCAGUGCAAUGUUAUUCAUUCAAACCGAUAUGAUAUCGAUAUUGGUUUUUAAAAAUGCAACUGAUAUCAAUUGUCCAUAUCGUUGCCCAUCCCUACUUAACAACUGAAGCAAAUUUAUGGGGCGGUUUCCCUGACACAAACUAAGAUCAUUUUCAAUAGAGAUUCUCCAUUGAUCUUGCUUUUUAGUCCAGGAUUAGGCUGUGUCUGGGAAACCAACCCUACAUGUUUACCUGUGUGUGUGUUCACCUGUGUUUGUUAACCUGCCCCCCAUCCCCUAGCUGUCAGUCAGAGUCUGCAGCCUGGAAGGAGAUCCCUGCCACUCCCACAGAGCUCUGUGACUCAGACCAGUUCUGCCAUAAGAAUGUCCUCAGCUCCCUGGAAAGUGCAGAGGUGGGGAACCACUUUGUCAAGUGCUGCAUUACAAACUCGGUCCACUCACAGUCACACUGCAGCGAGUCACUGUUCAAUGCAAGAAUGGUCUUUCCACUGCAGCGUACGUUCAAACAACGUAAGUGGUCAGUCAGGAAAAACAAGUCCUCCAAAAAUAAUUGUUUUUAUAAUGGUUGUCAUCAUAGCUCCAGUGUGGAACAGAAUUGGUCACAGUGUUGUCAUGGCUCCAGUGUGGAACAGAAUUGGUCACAGUGUUGUCAUGGUUCCAGUGUGGAACAGAAUUGGUCACAGUGUUGUCAUGGCUCCAGUGUGGAACAGAAUUGGUCACAGUGUUGUCAUGGCUCCAGUGUGGAACAGAAUUGGUCACAGUGUUGUCAUGGCUCCAGUGUGGAACAGAAUUGGUCACAGUGUUGUCAUGGCUCCAGUGUGGAACAGAAUUGGUCACAGUGUUGUCAUGGCUCCAGUGUGGAACAGAAUUGGUCACAGUGUUGUCAUGGCUCCAGUGUGGAACAGAAUUGGUCACAGUGUUGUCAUGGCUCCAGUGUGGAACAGAAUUGGUCACAGUGUUGUCAUGGCUCCAGUGUGGAACAGAAUUGGUCACAGUGUUGUCAUGGCUGUUGUCAGAUAUUGGUUAUAUCUGUUGAUGUGUGUUCUAUCAGCCUCCAACUCCUCUCAACUCCUGAAGGUGUCCAGUCUGGUUCUGUUCCUGGCGUUGAUGCUGGUCAGCGUGGCGCUACUCUACUUCAUCAGGAAGAAGGUACACACACACACACACACACACACACACACACACACACACAGACAGACUUGUUCACCACACUCAAACAUUCUCACACACCCUCCUGAUAUGUUGUGUGUAGAAACCCCAGUACCAGAGUCAGGUGCAGAUGAUCCAGAUGGUAGGGCCUAAUGACAACGACUACAUCUACAUCAACUUCAAAGACUUCCGGUACAACCAGAAAUGGGAGUUCCCCAGAGAGAACCUGGAGCUGGGUAAGACUGGGGAGAUGUACCAGUGAAAUGACUUUGCCUGACCCAUCUACCUGGGAAUCUCUAGUCUCCAGUACAGCCAGCCUCACCAAUAGUAUUCCCACCAACCCUGUGUUGUGGUCUUUCUCCUCAGGGAAGGAGCUAGGCUCUGGGGCCUUUGGCAUGGUGGUUCAGGCUACAGCCUACGGCAUCAGCAAGCCUGGGAUCUCCCUGCAGGUGGCUGUCAAGAUGCUGAAAGGUACAGGGUUUUACCUGUGUGAUGUUGUACACUGCUGGCUAAGUGUUGGUGUUUGCUGAAGACCCACACUAUUACUAUUUUACAUACCCUGCACCAGUGAAGUCACUCAGGUUGUUGUUGAGUGUUGAUGUUUGCCCAUGCAGAGAAGCAUGAGACAGUGGAGAAGGAGGCUCUGAUGUCAGAGUUGAAGAUGCUGACUCACAUCGGACAGCAUGCCAACGUCGUUAACCUGCUGGGGGCAUGCACUGGCUCAGGUACGACAGCCAAUCACAGACAGGCUCAGAAACCAGCAUCUAGCAGAAAUAAAACAGGAAUAACUACAACAUGUAAUUGCCAAGAACAUGUCUUUAGAUAUUGUAUUGAAACGAGUACAUGUGUAUUUAGGACUGUCUCUAAGCGCCUGUGUGUGUGUGACUCUGUGAAUGUGUGUAUCUGACUCUGUGGCUGUGUGUCUCUUGACAGGGCCCACGUACCUGAUCUUCCAGUACUGCCGUAAUGGGGACCUGCUGAACUACCUGAAGAACAACAGAGAGCUGUACCACAAGUCUCUGACCGAGGCCUUCACCAGGGAUCGCUUCAGCAGCCUUUACCACAACCUGCCCAAGAGGAGCUCCACUAGAGGGCACGAGAGCAUCGCCCUCCUCAGCCUCAACUCCUCUCCCAUGGACACCUCGGAUGGUCAGUGUGGGGUAGACACACACACAAAUUAAGAAAUAGACAUGCUUAUGUAUACAGCAGCACAGUUAAAAACAUCUGUAGGAUCUCUUCACUGCUGGCCAGUGGAUCCCGUUGACCCCAGCUGAUUUGUGUUGAUCCACAGGUCCAGGGAUCUAUGAGGAGCUGCAGGAGGAGGAGGAGGAGGAGAAGCAGGCACUGACCUAUAACGACCUGCUCAGCUUUUCCUACCAGGUGGCCAAAGGCAUGGACUUCCUGUCCUCCAAGCACGUACGUUGAGUGACAAUACUGCACACUGCCCCAUGUCCCCUCAUACAAGGCUGUGCUCACUGCAAAAACAUAUAAUACUCCCUAUACCCCACAUCAUUACUCCCUACACACCCUCUCUCUAUCUUGGGUGUGUGUUUCUGUCUCCAGUGUAUCCAUCGGGACCUUGCGGCCAGGAACGUGUUGGUGGCUCAGGGUGGACUUGUAAAGAUCGGAGACUUUGGACUGGCCCGGGACAUCGAGAACGACUCCAACUACGUAGUGAGAGGAAAUGUAGGUACUAUACACAGAAAGGAGUGUUUGUCUGUAUUCUACAGAUGCUCUGUUGUCAGUGACAACAGCUCUGUUCUAGGCAUGCAGUGUCGGUGUGUGUGUCUGAUGUGUUGUGUUGUGUCGCAGGUGCGUCUGCCAGUGAAGUGGAUGGCUCCAGAGAGUAUCUUCCAGGGGAUGUACACCAUGCAGAGCGAUGUCUGGGCCUAUGGUAUCCUGCUGUGGGAGGUCUUCUCUCUGGGUAGCUACAUAAACAUACAUUUUACAUUUACAUUUUAGUCAUUUAGCAGACGCUCUUAUCCAGAGCGUCUUACAGUUAGUGAGUGCAUACAUUUUCAUACUGGCCCCCCGUGGGAAUCGAACCCACAACCCUGGCGUUGCAAGCACCAUGCUCUACCAACUGAGCUACACGGGACAUACCUACUCUUUCUUUUUAUUUAUUGUCAUGAUUUGAUUUUGUCCUUUAUAGUGUGUGUUGACCGAGGUUGGGGAUGAGGUGGGGCCGCCAGGAGUAUGUUUAGGAUGGGGGGGCAUACAUACUGUACACACACUUAUUAUAGAUGUAUUCCCUGCAUCUUUAUUAUAUGUGAUUUGCUCUCUUCCUCCCUCUCCCUCCCUCUCUCUCCCUCUCUCCCUACCCCUUUCCCUCUCCCUCUCUCCCUCCCUCUCCCUCUCUCUCCCUACCCCUUUCCCCCUCCCUCUCUCUCCCUACCCCUUUCCCCCUCUCUCCCUCCCUCUCCCUCUCUCUCUCUCUCCCUACCCCUUUCCCUCUCCCUCUCUCCCUCUCUCCCUCUUCCUCUCUCUCCCUACCCCCUUUCCCUCUCACUCUCUCUCUCCCUCUCCCUCUCUCUCCCUACCCCUUUCCCUCUCCCUCUCUCUCUCCCUCUCCCUCUCUCUCCCUACCCCUUUCUCUCUCCAUCUCUCCCUCUCUCUCCCUACCCCUUUCUAUCUCUAUCUCUCCCUCUCUCUCCCUACCCCCCUUCUCUCUCCAUCUCUCCCCUCUCUCUCCCUACCCCUUUCUAUCUCUAUCUCUCCCUCUCCCUCUCUCUCCCUACCCCUUUCUAUCUCUAUCUCUCCCUCUCCCUCUCUCUCCCUACCCCUUUCUCUCUCCAUCUCUCUCUCCCUCUCUCUCCCUACCCCCCUUCUCUCUCCAUCUCUCCCUCUCUCUCCCUACCCCUUUCUCUCUCCAUCUCUCUCCCUCCCUCUCUUUCCCUACCCCUUUCUCUCUCCAUCUCUCCCUCUCCCUCUAAGGUGUGACCCCCUACCCGGGGAUAAAGGUGGACAACAACUUCUAUUUGUUGAUAGAGAGAGGUUUUAAGAUGGAGCAACCGUACUAUGCCAGUGAAUCUGUGUAAGUAUCCACAACCACUCUGCACCUACGUCUAUACAUCAUACACAUUUAAUUACAAUCAAAUACACUGCUCAAAAAAAUAAAGGGAACACUUAAACAACACAAUGUAACUCCAAGUCAAUCACACUUCUGUGAAAUCAAACUGUCCACUUAGGAAGCAACACUGAUUGACAAUAAAUUUUGCAUGCUGUUGUGCAAAUGGAAUAGACAACAGGUGGAAAUUAUAGGCAAUUAGCAAGACACCCCCAAUAAAGGACUGGUUUUGCAGGUGGUGACCACAGACCACUUCUCAGUUCCUAUGCUUCCUGGCUGAUGUUUUGGUCACUUUUGAAUGCUGGUGGUGCUUUCACUCUAGUGGUAGCAUGAGACGGAGUCUACAACCCACACAAGUGGCUCAGGUAGUACAGCUCAUCCAGGAUGGCACAUCAAUGCGAGCUGUGGCAAGAAGGUUUGCUGUGUCUGUCAGCGUAGUGUCCAGAGCAUGGAGGUGCUACCAGGAGACAGGCCAGUACAUCAGGAGACGUGGAGGAGGCCGUAGGAGGGCAACAACCCAGCAGCAGGACUGCUACCUCCGCCUUUGUGCAAGGAGGAGCAGGAGGAACACUGCCAGAGCCCUGCAAAAUGACCUCCAGCAGGCCACAAAUGUGCAUGUGUCUGCUCAAACGGUCAGAAACAGACUCCAUGAGGGUGGUAUGAGGGCCCGGACGUCCACAGGUGGGGGUUGUGCUUACAGCCCAACACCGUGCAGGACAUUUGGCAUUUGCCAGAGAACACCAAGAUUGGCAAAUUCGCCACUGCGCCCUGUGCUCUUCACAGAUGAAAGCAGGUUCACACUGAGCACGUGACAGACGUGACAGAGUCUGGAGACGCCGUGGAGAACGUUCUGCUGCCUGCAACAUCCUCCAGCAUGACCGGUUUGGCGGUGGGUCAGUCAUGGUGUGGGGUGGCAUUUCUUUGGGGGGCCGCACAGCCCUCCAUGUGCUCGCCAGAGGUAGCCUGACUGCCAUUAGGUACCGAGAUGAGAUCCUCAGACCCCUUGUGAGACCAUAUGCUGGUGCGGUUGGCCCUGGGUUCCUCCUAAUGCAAGACAAUGCUAGACCUCAUGUGGCUGGAGUGUGUCAGCAGUUCCUGCAAGAGGAAGGCAUUGAUGCUAUGGACUGGCCCACCCGUUCCCCAGACCUGAAUCCAAUUGAGCACAUCUGGGACAUCAUGUCUCACUCCAUCCACCAACGCCACGUUGCACCACAGACUGUCCAGGAGUUGGCGGAUGCUUUAGUCCAGGUCUGGGAGGAGAUCCCUCAGGAGACCAUCCGCCACCUCAUCAGGAGCAUGCCCAGGCGUUGUAGGGAGGUCAUACAGGCACGUGGAGGCCACACACACUACUGAGCCUCAUUUUGACUUGUUUUAAGGACAUUACAUCAAAGUUGGAUCAGCCUGUAGUGUGGUUUUCCACUUUAAUUUUGAGGGUGACUCCAAAUCCAGACCUCCAUGGGUUGAUAAAUUUGAUUUCCAUUGAUAAUUUUUGUGUGAUUUUGAUGUCAGCACAUUCAACUAUGUAAAGAAAAAAGUAUUUAAUACGAUUAUUUCAUUCAUUCAGAUCUAGGAUGUGUUAUUUUAGUGUUCCCUUUAUUUUUUGGAGCAGUGUAUAUGAACUGUAAAGGAGGUUUCAUCCCCCUUUCCCUCCCUCCCUCCCGCAGGUAUAAGAUGA